GGCGGCAGUGCCAACGGAGAAGACCAUAACACAUACCCUUAAGCAUUGCAAGCUGAGACCAUGAAGUGCUUCCUCACCUCGUUCAUACUGGUAGCAACCACAUAUAGCUAUGUAACCUCGGCGCUUGCAGCUCGUGCCGGAUUGGAGCGACGCCGUAUGCUGCACACUACCAUCGCCACAUUGGCAACAGCAGCGUCGACCAAUAAGAUAGAUCCAGCCCACGCGGCGGAUGCUAAUAUCAAGAGCAGAACUGAUGGAUAUACCGUCCAGCGCACGGAGCGAGAAUGGGCUUACGUGUUGAGCGGGGCACAGUACAACAUCCUUCGACGGGGUGGCACCGAGCGCCAAAAGAGCAGCAUUUUGAAUACCUUCACGGCUGCCAAUAAGAGUGGCACGUACAGCUGUGCUGGUUGCAACACCGCCCUAUUUGCGAGCAAUGAUAAAUUUAAUAGCAAUACAGGUUGGCCAAGCUUUGCUUCGGCCCUUCCUGGUGUGGAGGUAGAAGAGUUGGAUCCUGUUCGAGCCACGUUGAAUGGCCGAGAAGUGAGAUGUGGUACCUGUGGAGGGCAUUUAGGAGAUCUCUUCAACGAUGGCUGGGUCUAUGUUGGGACUUCCGCCGCUAAGACUGGUCAGAGGUAUUGCAUCGAUGGAGCAGCAUUGAUCUUUAAACCACAAGAUGGCGGGCCAGAGGUGUUCGGAGACCAGCCACCCCCCAGCAAAGUUAUAAACUACGAGCCUUCCAUGUACAGAGAAGCGCGGUAAAAUACAUCUGUGUUGGUGCUUCAGUGAGACUAUGAUACCGUAUCACAAUGAUUCGUACUACCUUACACAAGUAUACAAACUAAACAUAGGAUAAGAAUGAUCAGGAGAAUAUGCUGGUGAUGCGGAGACGCUGGACAAAUGUGUUGAAGCGGCGACAGCUAUAGUCUUCUCGGUCGCCGUCUACGUCGAUGGGGGACUAGACGAUUGUUCAGAUUUUAUCGAGACUCUAUCUAGUAGUGACAAGGAUGUGAGCGGGAGCUCACACAAGUUCGAUCCAAAAAGAAGACGAAGACGUACCAACGACUCUCCCCAACUGUGGACCAGAGCCAACGUGAUCGUGAGUUUUGCGAGGAUGGAAUUGGUGCGUUGCUCGUGCUUGCAUUGGUCGGCUGCAAGUACGUGCACUGUACAACGCACCCAAUGUGGCCGGUAAAGAUAGCGGUACCGGUACCGAUACCUGUACCUGUACGGCAUGGAGGGAGGGAGAGGUUUUACCG
Seminavis robusta is the source of this 1259-nucleotide messenger RNA. The record is from the annotation of a GenBank genome assembly. NCBI's taxonomy places the organism in Eukaryota, Bacillariophyta, Bacillariophyceae, Naviculales, Naviculaceae.